Messenger RNA from Jaminaea rosea, 2100 nucleotides. RefSeq lists its product as hypothetical. The transcript has 4 exons. Lineage: Eukaryota; Fungi; Basidiomycota; Exobasidiomycetes; Microstromatales. Gene Ontology annotation, cellular component: U2AF complex; U2-type prespliceosome; commitment complex. The coding region runs from base 23 to 1987 and encodes 654 amino acids. Gene Ontology annotation, molecular function: poly-pyrimidine tract binding; pre-mRNA 3'-splice site binding. The record is from RefSeq and is a predicted model, not a curated record.
CUCUUUCUGAAUUUUCGCCGCCAUGUCAUCAUCAGAGCGACAGACGGACGCUUUUCUCAGCUCAAUCGAGCGGGACGCAAGAGGAGGCUCGACCCGUUCGUCCAGGCGUGACGGCGGGGAUCGAGACUAUGAUCGAGACCGCAGCUCCCGCCGCUCCUACCGAGACGACCCGGAUGUAGACCGCCAUCGCAUCGAUGACGAUCGAGAUCGCAGCAGCCGUCGCCGCCGUGCCAGGGAUGAUGAAGAUGACGACUACUACAGUAGCAGCAAGAGCUCGCGGCGCAGGCGAGACGAUCCUCCAGCGGCAGAAGACUACUACCAUAGAGGAGCAGGACGUGGCUAUUACCCUGAACAGGACGACCCUUACGCCUCUCGAAGGCGGUACGACGAUCCGUACAACGGGUACGGCGGAUAUGCAGGCGGGUACGGGGCAGGGCACGGAGGCCGUCACUACGAUGCGUACGGAGAUGGAGGGCGUGGCGGCAGCAGAGGACGAGGUAGCGGUGGUGGGGACUGGCGAACCGCAGCAGAGCCCUCCCCUGCUCGCAUGCGCAGCCCGACACCCGAGGGAACUCGCCCGAUCAGCGAGCGCAAGCGCAAGAACUCCAAGUGGGGCAUCACAGCACAAGGCUUUGAGAACAUCAGUGCGAUGGAGGCCAAGUCCACUGGGCUGUUUGGAAUCCCGGGACAGUCGAGGACGCUAGGCGUUCAGGGCCAGUCGAACAUCCCGCACACUGGCGGGCACGGGGUUGGGGGACACGGCGACCUUCCCCCCAUCCGCUUCGGUGGGGCAGAAGCACUCGCCAUGGGUGUAGCCGGCGCCUCAUCUUCAGUACCACAAGUAGGCUCGGGCAUGUCUAGCUCCAACCGUCAAUCACGUCGCCUCUACGUAGGGAACCUCCCCUACGGCGUCACAGAAGCUUCCUUUGCCCAAUUCUGGAACGAGCGUAUGCGCCAAAUGAACUUCCAACUCUCUGACCAGGGAGAACCCUGCGUAUCCACGCAAGUCAAUAGCGAAAAGGGCUAUGCGUUCGUCGAGUUUCGCUGCCCGGAGGAGGCUACAAAUGCCAUGAGCUUCGACGGAGUCAUCUAUAAUGGUCAAGCGCUCAAGAUCCGCCGGCCAAAGGACUACGCAGGGCCGGAUGUCGGCCCGCCUCCCAGCUUGCAUGUGCCGGGAGUGAUCAGCACUAAUGUCCCUGAUGGACCAAACAAGAUUUACGUUGGAGGCUUGCCUACGUAUCUGAAUGAAGAUCAGGUCAUCGAGCUGUUGAAGGCCUUCGGAGAAUUGAGGGCUUUCAAUCUCGUCAGAGAGGCAAACAAUGGCCCAUCCAAGGGCUUUGCCUUCUGCGAGUACGUCGAUCCAAGCCUGACGGACCUAGCCUGCCAAGGUCUGAACGAUAUGGAGCUCGGUGACCGCAAGCUCGUCGUCCAGCCCGCCCAAUCAGGUCAACGAGGCACCGGCCAGUCCACGGGCGGCAUGACGGGCGCAAACGCUGGCGCUCUCGGUGUGCGAUCCUUUGCUCUUCCGACCGCUGGAGAAGGUGGUGGCGAGCCGACGGCUUGCAUGACUAUGCUGAAUAUGGUAACGCCGGAGGAGCUGGUGGACGAUGUAGAGUAUGGAGAGAUCGUGGAGGACGUGAGGGACGAGUGCGCGAAGUACGGCGAGGUGUUAGAUGUCAGGAUUCCGAGGCCUGUGGCACAGAGCAAGGGUUCAUCGGCCCAGGCAUGGAAAGCUUCGAUCACGAGCGCUCCCCCACCGGCAGAGGAGGCAGGCAAGGAGCGCGAGGGUGUCGGGCGCGUGUACGUGCGCUUUGCUGAGACUUCGCAGUGCGAGUCGGCGUUGAAGGCUAUUGCUGGCCGUCAAUUCGGUGGGCGACUGGUCAUCUGUGCCUUCUUGAGCCCGAAUGACUGGCCAGGAGAGGAGGACGGAGGAGAGAACGCGGAAGCCACUCAGCAGCAGCAGGCCCAGCCGGCGAGCGCUGCGUGAGCGAGGUGAUGAGCAGACGGUGAGCAGGCGGUGAGUAGCCAUCUGAGGGCUGCUGAGGCGUUAAAGGAAGUAGCUUGGAUCUCGUUGAAUAAUUCAACUUCGUUGCAACUGCC